AUGUCAGCACAACCAGUAACAUCUCCUUCAUGUUCUGCCGCCGCCCAACAAACUCAAGAAAUACAACGAAGUGAUGAGAAAAGAACACAAUUGAAGGCUGCAUGGGAUGAAAAAUGGACAGCGUUAACGAAGAAUGGACCAUCUGUCCAAGGCGUAACCAUUCCGCCUGAUGUGGAAACGAAAGUAAAGACAAUGUUAAGGGAUCUCGAGCCCUACGUGAAAUGGCACUAUGCCGCGCAGGGAAGUGUCGCCGCUGCAUGUAAACACCUGAAGGAUCCAAGGGGUAAGGGUAAUCAUAAAACAAAUCAAAUGAAAAAUGUGUGCAAAGUGUUUGUGCAAGUAGUCCACUGGAUGGGGAAUUUGGAUAAGUAUGGGAAGAAGAAAAAUGGGAUGACCAAGGAGGACGAUUGGAAACAGUAUUUAAGGUGUGUAAUAGGGUAUGAAUUUCUGUUAAGAGUACUUUUACCUAAGUAUAAAGUGGAGGAUUUUAUGGAUGUUAUUUUUAAAACAAUGAAAGGGGGGGGUACUGAAGGUGCACUAUCAAGUAUGGGUGGUAUAUGUUCUUGGGUUAAGAUUAAUGAUGUAAAGGAGAUGGAAGAGCUCAUUGGGGAUGAAGUCCAGAAAUGGUUAAAUGAAGCAAAGGGGGAUUGGAGGGGGGGACGUAUUAUGGGGUUCCAUAAUAUAAUAGCAUGGUCUAGGUACACAGAUGAGAAGGAAAAACAACAGGCAAAGGCCAAGCAAAAAACACAAACUUGUAAUAGUGAUAGAAUUAUGGACUUAUUCCAAGCAGGAGAAUCAGGAAAAUUGGAGAACAUAGUCCCACCACUACCACCCCCCCCACCACCACCACCACUACCACCACACCCUCCGCCACCUCCUGAAAACUGCAUCAAGGACAAGAAUGGCCUAUGUGAACGUGUUAGUUGUGUUAUAAAUAAAUGGGUAAAAAAUAACACAAUUACAAGUGGGAAGCCAAAUGGACAGGCAGGAAGUCCACCCUGGAACGACUUUUGGGAGAAGCACAUUAACGUUAAACUGCAGGAGAUGUUUACUGCUAUGACUAAUACUAAUAGUAGUAGUAAUGUGUCCCAGUACUGCAAUACUGUUGGGGAGGACAAUAGUGCAGAGAGGAAGGUGUGUGGUCAUUUUGCAGCAGGAUUAGAAGCUAUUUAUAAAAUUGCACCGGGUAGUGCCAAACAUAAGGAUGACGAUCAACUACUCCAUCGAACUAUGAUGUGCGCAGCACUGAAUGCAUACGCAGAUCAAUUGAUCACAAAAGCGAACGGAAAAAAAUCUAACUGUAAAGUGAAGGAAGGAAUAGACGGAGCCUUUGAAAAAAGUCAAAACAUUAAAGAUAAAACACCUCCAUGCAGUACUGAUGGUGAUAAAUGCAUUAAAUGUGAAAGGAAAUCCAACUUUUCCUGCGACAUAACACAGAAGGAAGUGGAGGCCGAAUGGAAUAAACUCCUCGCUGGGACAAAAACAGAGAUGAGUAGUGCUCUGUCUUCUAUAGACACUCUAUGUCAACCGCCUCCAGUACCACCACCGAGUGCACCUUCUAUUCCGGCUUCAAGUACCAGUUCCUCCAGUAGUUCCAAUAGUUCAGGUUCCAGUUCAAGUUCCUCUGGAGCCGGAUCCACCGCUCCUGGUGGUGCAGCUGCUCCAGCAGCGAAAGCAAAAUCUUCAACUAAAGCAGGACGAAAGGGAAGAAUUCGCCCAACGUCCCCUCCCCGCGGAAGGAAGGGAGAGGGGUGGAUGGAAGGGUUUCCAUCCGACUCGAUUCAUCCUUAUCUUCCUCUAGUUCCUUCUAUCCUUGGAAUUAUGACCAUAACUUAUUUCCUUUGGAAGUAUUUUGGUCCUCUUGGUAAAGGAGGACCACGUUUCAGAAGAUCUCCUGCUGAAAUUCCUGGUCCAUCAGUACAGGAACAAGUCCUCGAUCAUGUGCAGCAGGAAGCCGGUCCACAUGAAUAUCGAUUAGUGAAGGAACGAAAACCUCGUUCUUCUCCAACAAGAACGAAACGUUCUGGUCGCGUGAAUCGUCGAACGAUUAUUGAAAUUCAUUUUGAAGUGUUGGACGAAUGUCAAAAAGGGAACACACAAUUGGCUCAGAAGGAUUUUCUGGAACUUCUGGUUCAAGAAUUCAUGGGAUCCGAAUUUAUGGAAGUAGAACAGUUUCCUAUGGAAAAUGUUCUUAUGGAAAGUCUUCCAAUGGAACGUGUUUCUAUUGAAGAGGUUCCAAGUUUAGGUUCCGGGUUAAUGGUUUAG
Plasmodium knowlesi strain H is the source of this 2265-nucleotide messenger RNA. RefSeq names its product SICAvar, type I (fragment). The record is from RefSeq and is a predicted model, not a curated record. The annotation marks the transcript as partial. NCBI's taxonomy places the organism in Eukaryota, Apicomplexa, Aconoidasida, Haemosporida, Plasmodiidae. The transcript is spliced from 4 exons.